Messenger RNA from Sabethes cyaneus, 3109 nucleotides. RefSeq names its product lysosomal alpha-mannosidase-like. NCBI's taxonomy places the organism in Eukaryota, Metazoa, Arthropoda, Insecta, Diptera, Culicidae. Gene Ontology annotation, molecular function: carbohydrate binding; alpha-mannosidase activity. The coding region runs from base 33 to 3071 and encodes 1012 amino acids. The record is from RefSeq and is a predicted model, not a curated record. Gene Ontology annotation, biological process: mannose metabolic process. Gene Ontology annotation, cellular component: lysosome. The transcript has 5 exons.
AUAGGAAUUCUUGGCACAAUUUCGCGGGCGAAAUGAAGUGUUUGUUGAUUUUGACCGCGUUGAUUGUGGUGGCGUCGGCGCGGCCCGGUAAGUACCGUGGCGAUGGCGUUCUAGUGGAGAAACUCGAUGAUUGGGAUCAUGCAGCGCAGGGAGCAAAGUGUGGAUAUGAGUCCUGCCCGGUGCCUCGCAAAGGUAUGCUUAACCUUCAUCUCGUGCCGCACACCCACGAUGACGUCGGAUGGCUCAAAACGGUCGAUCAGUACUACUACGGUAGCAAGACUAGCAUCCAGCGGGCCGGAGUGCAGUACAUCCUGGACUCGGUGAUCGACGCUCUGCUGCACAAUCCGGAACGCAAAUUUAUCUACGUCGAAUCGGCGUUCUUCUUCAAAUGGUGGGACGAACAACCGCCCCAGAUACGGACGGCGGUGCAGGAGUUGGUUCAGCAAGGACGGUUGGAAUUUGUAAAUGGAGCGUGGAGUAUGAACGAUGAGGCCGCGGCACACUAUCAGAGUUUGAUCGAUCAGUUCACCUGGGGAUUGGGACUGCUAAACGACACCUUCGGCGAGUGUGGACGACCACGGGCGGGAUGGCAAAUCGAUCCAUUCGGACAUUCGCGGGAGCAUGCCGCGAUGCUGACGCAGAUGGGAUACGAUGGGCUGUUCUUUGCUCGGCUUGAUCAAGCCGAUCGGGCCAAGCGGGAGGCCAGCAAGCAGACGGAACUGAUUUGGAAAUCGAGUGCCAACCUUGAGGAUAGUGAUUUGUUUACGACGAUACUGUACACACUGUACCAGGCUCCGCCUGGGUUCUGCUAUGAUGUUCUGUGCUCGGAUGAACCAAUCCUGGAUGGACCGGACAGUGCGGAGAACAAUGUCGAAGAAAGGAUCGACGUUUUUCUUGACUGGGUCUACGGAAUGGCUCAGAAAUAUCACUCAAAUAACCUGAUCCUAACCAUGGGAGGUGAUUUUACCUACCAGGAUGCCGGCAUGUACUUCAAGAAUAUGGAUAAACUUAUCAAAUAUACCAACGCCCGCCAGGAGCAAGGAGUGAUGGUGAAUGCCUUCUACUCGACACCAACGUGCUACCUGAAGGCACUGCAUGACACGGAUCUUACCUGGCCAACCAAGACGGACGAUUUCUUCCCGUACGGAUCGGAUCCGUACACCUACUGGACUGGAUAUUUCACGUCACGUCCCACUUCCAAACGAUUCGAGCGUCUUGGUAAUCAUCUGCUACAGGUCUGCAAGCAGUUAACCGCCCUAUCGCCGGCCACCCGCUCGAGUUACUUCCAAAAUCGACUCACAGUUCUUCGGGAAGUGAUCGGAGUUAUGCAACACCACGAUGCGAUCACCGGAACAGAGAAGCAACACGUCGCCGAUGAUUAUGCUAGGAUGCUACACGUUGCGUUCGAAGCUUGCAACGAAAACACGAACGUGGUAUUAAACGAUAUGACGCGGAAAACGAACGCCCCGGAGGUGCAAUUUGAAUCCUGUCACCUCCUGAACAUCAGUCAUUGUGUAACUUCCGAAACUAAGGAGUCCUUUGUCGUCACUUUGUACAACCCACUGGGUCAUUCCACAUAUCACUACGUAAGACUCCCGGUGAACGGCAACAGCUACACAGUUCGAAACUCUGCGGGUGACAAACUUCCCACGCAAAUGAUUUCCAUACCGGACAGUGUCUUCAGUCUCAGCUCACGGAACAGUAUCGCAAACCAGGAACUUGUAUUUUUGGCGGACCAAAUUCCUCCCAUGGGUUAUGUGUCUUUCUAUGUUACGGAAACCUACGAAGCGAGACCACGCCAGGACACCGAACCCAAAGUUCAGCAGAUAACCAGCAUCGGGAACAAGUACCUAUCGGUUCAUUUCAACAAUAAUGGUUUCCUUAACAUGAUCAACAUCAACGGGGAAAGUCACUGGCUCCAGCAGGACUUCUUCUACUACGAGGGUGCAGUCGGAGACAACCGGGAGGCAAAGAAUCGCUCCUCUGGAGCGUACAUUUUCCGACCGAACGGAACGGAAAAACAGGUCACCAAUUCGGUACGGUUACAAGUAUUCAAGGGCGAUCACGUGCAGGAAGUUCAUCAGGUAUUCAACGACUGGAUCAGUCAAGUAGUUCGCGUGUACGAAGACGAACAACACGUUGAGUUCGAGUGGUUGGUUGGUCCGAUUCCAGUGGAGGACGAAAUUGGAAAAGAAAUCGUGACUCGCUAUCAGUCGGAUAUCAAAUCAAACGGGGUGUUCUGGACGGACGCCAACGGAAGAGAGAUGAUCAAGAGGGUACGGAAUCAUCGCGACACUUGGGAUGUUGAAUUGGUGGAACCAGUGCCUGGUAAUUAUUAUCCAGUGACGGCCAAGAUCGCCCUGGAAGAUGACAGCUGGCGGAUGGCAGUGCUGAAUGAUAGAGCUCAAGGAGGAACGAGCAUGCAGGAUGGUGUACUGGAACUGAUGGUUCACCGUCGGUUGUUAAGGGAUGAUGCGUUCGGCGUUGGUGAGCCAUUGAAUGAAACUGCCUAUGACAGAGGACUAAUCGCACGGGGAAAGCACUACCUGCUAUUCGGUUCCAAAGCUCCAAAAACAGUCACGGCGGAAGCGAAGGAACGCUUCUUGCAGAACCAAGUUCACACACCAGCUUGGGUGUUUGUUAACGAUGCCACCGAUGUGUCGUUCGAUGCUUGGCAAUCAAACUACAUAAAUGCCUUUUCAGCCCUAUCUGCAUCACUACCGAUGAACGUCAACCUACUGACGUUUGAGCCGUGGAAGCAACCAUUCACCUACCUGGUACGAUUCGAGCAUCUACUGGAGAAGACCGAGGAUCCUCUGUACUCGUCACCGGUGACAAUCAACCUGAAGACGGUAUUCUCGUCAUUCGACAUUCGCAGUGUCCGUGAGACCACGUUGGGUGCCAACCAGUGGAAAGAAGACAAAUCACGGCUGAAGUUCUACGCCGAUCCGGUUCCACACUCGAACGAACCGGCCGCUGAAAGCUUGCCCCAUGAGGAUCACGAUGUAAAUGUGGUUACUCUACAUCCAAUGGAGAUUCGGACUUUUGUCCUAGAAAUGACGAAACAUUAACUUUAACGGUAAUAGCAUUCUUAGAAAACUUCAUACAA